Molecule: messenger RNA, 2958 nt
Organism: Chenopodium quinoa (quinoa)
Lineage: Eukaryota; Viridiplantae; Streptophyta; Magnoliopsida; Caryophyllales; Amaranthaceae
Exons: 7
Coding region: 1-2958 (985 amino acids)
Source: RefSeq, a predicted model, not a curated record
AUGUGGCCGUUUCAGGUUAUGGCUUCUUUAUCUCCAUCUUCAUCUCGUGAAAAAAUUUCUAUUCCUUUCCAACCACUAUUGGAUCAGAUCACAGAUUGUCUUGACUUCCCUAGGACUACAUAUUCAGUGGAUGAUCCAGUUAAUUGUAAAUCAUGUGUAUAUAUAAGAACUGAGGGUCAGCGUGGCAUUUUCUGGUUUAAUGGAAAAGGUGCAGCUACUAUUGAGGACUCUAAAGAAAGUGCAGCUGAAAGAGCAAUGCACUUUUUAAUUAAAAGAUAUGAUGUGUGUGUAGGUGACUUCACUAUGGACAGAAUGCGAAUGUAUGAUUUGUGUGGAAAGUUAUAUAAGCUAAAACGUAACUCUCUAGAAUCGCGUGGUAGGACAAAGAGUUGUAGUAAGAAGAUUGUAGGUGAUAUUUUACAUGUUGUGAUAGAUUAUGUGGCCUUUCUGCCCAAGAUCAUCAGACACACUGGUGUUCUUAUAACUGGUUUAGAAACUGUAUAUUCAGAAGGGCAGGGUUAUGUAUCUUGGCUUACACUGUAUAAUUUAGAUAUUGUGGAUGCAAAUUAUGGUUCUGCACUUUUUAAAGGAGUUCUAUGUUUUUUAGAAAUGGAAAGUUGUUUAGCAGUGGAGGAGCGAAAGAAUGGGCAUAAAGAUAAUGUACAACUGAUGCCUUUGUUGAUUGAAGAAAACUCAUCAACUUUGCAUGAGCAGAAUCCUGAGACUUUUAUGAUUGUUCCUGGUCCAAGCACUCCUGGUCCUUCGAUUUGCAAAAGACCAUCAUGGACUUCAGUGACUCUAGAGACUGCAUGUACAUCUAGAGCAGAAACUAGCACCCCAUCUGUAGUACCAAAAAGAAUUAGAGAAGAAACUAGCACCCCAUCUGUUGGCAUUGAACUAAUGUCAAGGCGUCUUCAAAGUACAAGUAAACGUCGGCGUGCAAUAGCAGCCAUGUCUUGGUCAAAUGCUGUCAGCUCACAUAACCAAACUGACAUACUUGGCAGGGAACUCGGGGCUCAGCAACUAGUGAAUGAAAUUGAUAUCCCAGCAGCUACAAUUGGAAUGUGUUUACCUACUGGUCCUGCAGAAUUAGCCCCGCCGUAUUAUUGUUCUGAAUGCAAUGCUAAGAAAUUUGAAUAUGAAACCUUGCAUUUUUGUUGUGGUAAUGGAGAAAUUCAAAUAGAUGUUAAUGAAUAUCCCUUGGAGCUAAAAAGACUCUUUACAAGUGAUGAUGAAGAUGCUCUGCACUUUAAAAAAUAUGCUCGGUUGUACAACAAUUUAUUUGCUUUCAGCUCACUGGGUGGUAAUUAUGGUGCUGAUUCUCUUAAGGGGAUUUAUUUGUUCAAGGGACAUGGUCAGAUGUAUCACUUUGUUCCAGAUUUACUUCCGGCUGAUGGGAAGGCUAAGUAUUUACAGUUGUAUUUCUACGAUGGUCAACAUGAAACUGCCAAUCGCACAAAUAGCUUCCCAGAAGUACGAGAGGACAUUGUUUCUAUAUUGAUGAAUGUUACUAAGGAAAAUCCAUAUGCUAGGUUUUUCAGAUCUUUGAGAGAGAUACCUGUUGAAGAGUCCACAACUAUUAUUUUGAAUACAAAUACAGUUCCUGACCAAAGAGUAUACAAUGCUCCAACAGCUGAUGAAGUGGCUGGUAUAUGGCCAGAUAACUCAAACUCUACCAAUAGUAGUAGUCCUCACAUCGUUGUUCAGGGUAAGUCAUCAGAGUCACAUCGAAUUCAACACUACUAUGGUUGCUAUGAUCCAUUACAAUAUCCUCUUUUAUUUCCAAGAGAAGAAUUACUUGCAGAAGAAGAAUCACGUGCUGCAAGACGAAAUACAAAAGCAGAUAAGUAUGUGUCAGCUAGGGAAUACUAUGCUUAUAAAUUUCAAAUAAGGGAUGAUAAUAUGCUGCUCCGGGCUGGGAGAUGUUUACAGCAGUAUAUAGUUGAUAUGUAUGUAAAGGUGGACAAUACAAGACUAGAUUUCUUCUGCACGAAUCAAGAUACAACUAGAGCUGAUUUAUAUCAGGAUGUACUUGAUUCUUUGGAUUGUGGUUUAAAAAUAGCAGCAAAUGUUGGUCGCAGGGUUGUAUUACCUCCUACGUAUAUAGGAGGACCGCGAGAUAUGCAGAAGCGUUAUUUCAAUGCAAUAGCUUUGGUUCAAAGGUUUGGAAAACCUGAUCUGUUUGUAACAAUGACGUGCAAUGCAAACUGGCCUGAGAUCAAAGAUGAAUUAGGACCUAAUAAGAAAGCACAAGACCGACCUGAUUUAGUAGCACGAAUUUUCCAUGCUAAAUUAAUUGCAUUGAAAAAGGAAAUCAAAGAGAAAAAGUGCUUUGGUGAAGUAGCUGCUAUGAUAUUUGUGGUUGAAUUUCAAAAACGAGGACUUCCACAUGCACACUUCCUGAUCAUUUUAAAGCCAGAGUACAAGCUGCGACGUAUUGAAGACUAUGAUAAAUUUGUAUCUGCAGAAUUACCUCCUACUUCAUCUCCAGCACUUCGGAAAAUAUUGUUAAGACAUAUGAUGCAUGGGCCAUGUGGAAGCUUGAAUCCUAAAUGUGCAUGUAUGCGCAAAUCGGGAACUAAAGAAUCUUGCAAAUAUGGUUACCUUAAACAGUUCUGUGAUGAGACCGUUGUAAAUAAAGAAGGCUAUCCUUUUUACAGACACAAAAACACAGGAGAAAGUGUUAGAAUAAGGAACGCCAAGUUGGACAAUCGCUGGUUUAUUCCAUACAAUCCAUAUUUAUCGCUGAUGUUUAAUAGCCAUAUAAAUGUUGAGGUGUGCUCAACUAUAAGAGCAGUUAAAUAUUUGUACAAGUAUGUUUAUAAAGGUCAUGAUCGAAUCCAAUAUAACAUUGUAUCUGAAAACAAUGUGAUUGAUGAAAUUAAACAGUAUCAAUCUGGGAUAUGGGUGUCACCGUGUGAAGCUGCAUGGAGAAUCUUUGGUUUUGAUUUUAUUUGA